AUGAUUGGAUUUUUAACAACCCUAAGAACUGUUAAUGAAUGGAACUUUUUAGGAGAAUUUCAUUCGAUUUCAAUGCAAAAAUCCUCAUCAAGUGAAGGAGUUUCUCAUGUUAGAAGAUCUAUUUCAUUAAACAAGUUAAAGAAUCAAUUUGCUGAUGCUGCUGAAGCAGAACAUUUUACUAAUGAAUCUGAUUCUGAAAAAUAUAAUAAUUUGUGGGACUAUUGUUCUUUAUAUUUAUCUAAAGAUGUUGAGACUAUUAAACAACAAAUUGCUAAUCAUAUUGAAUAUACAUUAGCAUGUCAACGAUUUGAUUUUAAAACAAAAUCACUCUUUACAGCAACUGCUAUUUCUUUAAGAGAGAGAAUGACUGAAUACUGGAAUGAUACACAUCAAUAUUUUAGAGAAAUUCAAACAAAAAGAAUGUAUUAUCUUUCAAUUGAAUAUCUUAUAGGUCGUUCGUUAAUGAAUGCUAUUUGUAAUCUUGGAUUAGAAAAUGAAUAUAGAGAUGUUGUUUCACAAUUUGGUUCAUCUCUUGAAGAAUUGUAUGAAUACGAAAAUGAUGCUGCACUUGGAUCAGGAGGACUUGGACGACUUGCAGCAUGUUUCCUUGAUUCACUUGCUACAAUGAAUCUUCCAGCAUGGGGAUAUGGUAUUAGAUAUCAAUAUGAUUUGGUGGAUAUGUUACAGUAG
Messenger RNA from Entamoeba dispar SAW760, 690 nucleotides. RefSeq names its product glycogen phosphorylase, putative. The record is from RefSeq and is a predicted model, not a curated record. Gene Ontology annotation, cellular component: cytoplasm. Gene Ontology annotation, molecular function: pyridoxal phosphate binding; glycogen phosphorylase activity. The transcript is spliced from 2 exons. NCBI's taxonomy places the organism in Eukaryota, Evosea, Mastigamoebida, Endamoebidae. Gene Ontology annotation, biological process: glycogen catabolic process. Bases 1 to 690 code for a protein of 229 amino acids.